This is a messenger RNA of Pipistrellus kuhlii (Kuhl's pipistrelle), 2745 nucleotides long. It is a transcript of the gene TAP2, whose product is annotated as transporter 2, ATP binding cassette subfamily B member. Gene Ontology annotation, cellular component: endoplasmic reticulum membrane; TAP complex. The transcript is spliced from 12 exons. The record is from RefSeq and is a predicted model, not a curated record. NCBI's taxonomy places the organism in Eukaryota, Metazoa, Chordata, Mammalia, Chiroptera, Vespertilionidae. Gene Ontology annotation, molecular function: ABC-type oligopeptide transporter activity; ATP binding; MHC protein binding. Bases 163 to 2298 code for a protein of 711 amino acids. Gene Ontology annotation, biological process: antigen processing and presentation of endogenous peptide antigen via MHC class I; transmembrane transport; peptide transport.
AAGCGAAAGGAAAAGCGCGGAGGACAUCCUGGGGGCUGGGGCUGGGGCUGGAGGCGGGGAGGGCGGACCGAAGGGAAGCCAGGCAGAGGUGCAGGAGCGGGUUUCCGAGCUCAGCCUUCAGAAUCUCACCUGGAGACCUCCGGAGCCGCAGGCCGGCAAACCAUGCGGCUCCCCGACCCGAGGCCCUGGGCCUCCCUGCUGCUGGCGGACUGGGCUGUGCUCCGGCUGCUCCAGGGCACCCUGGAUGCUCUGCUCCCCCGGGGGCUGCUGGGGCUGUGGCUGGAGGGGACCCUGCGGCUUGGGUGUCUGUGGAGUCUGCUGAAGCUGGGGGGGCUGCUGGGCCCGACGGGGACACUGCUGCCCGCGCUCUGCCUGGCGCCCCCUCUGUUCCUCUCCCUGCGGGCGCUGAGCCCGGGGGCCUUGAGUGCGCCCCCAGCCAGCGUGGCUGCAGCCCCCUGGAGCUGGCUGCUGGCGGGGUACGGGGCCGCGGCGCUCAGCGCGGCGGCGUGGGCCGUGCUCAGCCCCCCCGGAGCCCCGGGCGGGGAGCAGGGCCCGGAGAAGAGCCACGCCCUCAUGUGGCGGCUGCUGAGGCUCUCCAGGCCGGACCUGCCCUUACUCGCCGCCGCCUUCUUCUUCCUCGUGGUCGCCGUGCUGGGGGAGAUGCUGAUCCCCUAUUACUCUGGCCGGGUGAUCGACAUCCUGGGAGGCGAUUUUGACCCCGAAGCCUUCGCCAGCGCCAUCUUCUUCAUGUGUCUCUUCUCCCUGGGGAGCUCGCUGUCUGCUGGCUGCCGAGGAGGCUGCUUCCUCUUCACCAUGUCCAGGAUCAACUUGCGGGUCCGGGAGCAGCUCUUCUCCUCCCUUCUGCACCAGGACCUGAGUUUCUUCCAGGAGACUAAGACAGGGGAGCUGAACUCACGGCUGAACUCGGAUACCAAACUGAUGAGCUCCUGGCUUCCUCUUAAUGCCAACGUGCUCCUGCGGAGCCUGGUGAAAGUGCUGGGACUGUACAGCUUCAUGCUCAACCUGUCGCCUCGACUCACCCUCCUGUCUCUGUUCGAGAUGCCUCUCACAAUGGCGGCUGAAAAGGUGUACAAUGGCCGCCAUCAGGCGGUGCUUCUGGAGAUCCAGGACGCGGUGGCACAGGCGGGGCAGGUGGUGCGGGAGGCAGUUGGAGGGCUGAAGACCGUGCGCAGCUUUGGGGCUGAGGAGCACGAGGCCUGUCGCUACGAGGAGGCCCUGGAACGGUGCCGGAAGCUGUGGUGGCAGCGAGACCUGGAGAGGGCCCUCUACCUGCUCUUCCGGAGGAUGCUGCACUUGGCCAUGCAGGUGCUGAUGCUGAGCUGCGGGCUGCGGCAGAUCCUGGCGGGGGACCUCACGCGGGGCGGGCUGCUCUCCUUCCUGCUGUUCCAGGAGGACGUGGGCCACCACGUGCAGACCCUGGUGUACAUGUGCGGGGACAUGCUGAGCAACGUGGGCGCCGCCGAGAAGGUGUUCCGCUACCUGGACCGGCGGCCGAACCUGCCUCCGCCCGGCGUGCUGGAGCCGCCCGCGGUGCGCGGCCUGGUGGAAUUCCGGGAUGUGAGCUUCGCCUACCCGCACCGCCCCGACCAGCCGGUGCUCAAGGGGCUGACGUUCACCCUGCGCCCCGGCCAGAUGACGGCGCUGGUGGGGCCCAACGGCUCGGGGAAGAGCACGGUGGCGGCGCUGCUGCAGAACCUGUACCAGCCCACGGCGGGGGCGCUGCUGCUGGACGGGGCGCCCCUGGCCCAGUACGAGCACCGCUACCUGCACCGGCAGGUGGCUGUGGUCGGGCAGGAGCCCGUGCUGUUCUCGGGCUCCGUGCGGGACAACAUCGCCUACGGGCUGCAGCGCUGCAGCGACGAGGAGGUGCUGGCGGCGGCCCGCGCGGCCCGGGCGGAGGAGUUCAUCCGGGACUUGCCGCAGGGACUGCACACAGACAUAGGGGAGAAGGGCAGCCUGCUGGCCGUGGGGCAGAAGCAGCGCCUGGCCAUUGCGCGGGCCCUCGUGCGGGACCCUCGCGUGCUCAUCCUGGACGAAGCCACCAGCGCCCUGGACGUGGAGUGCGAACAGGCGCUGCAGGACUGGCGCUGCCGCAAGGACCGCACGGUGCUGGUGAUCGCGCACAGGCUGCAGACGGUGCAGCGCGCCGACCAGGUCCUGGUGCUGCGGCAGGGGCAGCUGCUGGAGCCCGAGCAGCUCCGGGCGGGCCAGGACCUCUACUCCCGCCUGGCGCAGCAGCUGGAGGGCUUGGAGGGCUUGGAGGGCUUGGAGGACUGAGGCCCGCCACUGGCCCCCGCGGCCUUCGGAGGAGCAGCGCGCUCUGAGCCUCCCGGGCUGCACCUCCCUGCAGCCGUAGCUCCUUGAUGCAGAUUUGGACCCACACGUGCCUUUGCGGAGGGGGCUACUGUCUGCCCAGCGACCUUAUUUCCUUGAAGAGCAGCGCAGUGCCUGCUGCAGCCGGGUACUGUGCAGAAUCAAUGUAUUUUAAAUACGUUCCUUGGGAUCUAAGCAGCACACACUCACACAGAGAAGUAGGGCUGACCUGCUCCACCUCCCAGAGGUGACCGUCGCUGCGUUUCCGCCUCCUGCUGGUGCUUUGUCUGUUUGAGAGCCGUGCCAGCCACACGGACAGACAUAGUCCCCAGUCCUUCCCCAUUCCCACCAGCACCCGGAGGGGCAGAGCUCAGUGCCAUAAUUAACAACGUUAAUAAAAACGGAUAAUAA